This is a messenger RNA of Oncorhynchus gorbuscha (pink salmon), 6739 nucleotides long. Its product is annotated as protein bicaudal C homolog 1-like. Gene Ontology annotation, cellular component: cytoplasm. NCBI's taxonomy places the organism in Eukaryota, Metazoa, Chordata, Actinopteri, Salmoniformes, Salmonidae. Gene Ontology annotation, molecular function: protein binding; RNA binding. The record is from RefSeq and is a predicted model, not a curated record.
UUUACUUGUGUUCUAGACUCAGCAAACCGCCACUCAAUGGGGAAAACAGAGGGGCUCGAGGAAACGGUCGAGGAAGAAGUCAAUGCGCAACAAUGAGUCUGGACAAAACCUCAAAGUGAUAGAUAAAUAAGGGAAAGUAGGUUUUACAAUCCACAACGUGGUAGUUUACUUUUUUUAAUUUUUAGAAACGCAGUGGCCAUUGGAAACGUUGCUGUGCAGCGCAAUGGCUACCCAGUGCGACUCUCUGAGCGGAUACUUGCAACAGUCGGACCAGGGCUCAAAUAGCGAGCGUAGUACUGACUCCCCGGUCCCCGGGUCCGAGGAUGACUUGAGCGGACCCCAUGCCUUACCAGACCCGGAGUGGACGGAGGAGAGAUUUCGAGUGGACCGCAAGAAACUGGAAAUCAUGUUAUUAGCGGCCGCUGGGGGACGAGUCAAUGGCGGCGAGGAUUUCUUUCAGAAGGUCAUGGAUGAAACCAAAACACAGAUAGCGUGGCCUUCCAAAUUGAAGAUCGGAGCCAAGUCCAAAAAAGAUCCGCACAUUAAGGUUUGUGGAAAGAGAGACAAUGUGAGGGAAGCCAAAGACCGAAUCAUGUCAGUCCUCGACACAAAGACUAACAGGGUAACCCUUAAGAUGGACGUGUCCCACACAGAGCACUCCCACGUCAUCGGCAAGGGAGGCAACAACAUCAAGAAGGUGAUGGAGGACACGGGUUGCCACAUCCACUUCCCCGACUCCAAUCGCAACAAUCAGGCGGAGAAGAGCAACCAGGUGUCCAUUGCAGGUCAGCCAGGAGGGGUAGAGGCAGCUCGAGCCAAAAUCAGGGAGCUGCUCCCUCUAGUUUUGUCGUUUGAGUUGCCGGCCAUCGUGCAGCCUGACCCAGGCUCCCCCACAGUGCAGCACAUCUCCCAGACCUACAACCUCACCGUAUCCUUCAAGCCCCCCACACGUCUCUACGGGACCACCGGAGUGGUCCGCGGCUCCCAGAACAACUCUAGUGCCGUCAAGAGGGGCACUGCCAUGCUGCUGGAGCACCUGGCGGGAAGCCUUGCCAGUGCCAUCUCAGUCAGUACCCACCUGGACAUCGCCCCGCAGCACCACCUCUUCAUGAUGGGCCGUAACGGCAGCAACAUCAAACACAUCACCCAGAGAACAGGAGCCCAGAUCCACUUCCCCGACCCUAACAGCCCCCAGAAGAAAUCUACUGUCUACAUCCAGGGCACCAUCGAGUCUGUCUGCCUGGCGCGCCAGUACCUCAUGGGCUGCCUGCCCCUGGUGCUGAUGUUUGACAUAAAAGAGGACAUCGAGGUGGAGCCCCAGUGUAUCACAGCUCUGAUGGAGCAGCUGGAUGUCUUCAUCAGCAUCAAGCCCAAACCAAAGCAGCCAAGCAAGUCUGUGAUAGUAAAGAGUGUGGAGCGGAAUGCAGUGAACAUGUACGAGGCCCGGAAGUUUCUGUUGGGUCUGGAGAGCAACGGGGUGUCAUCAGCCAUGUCCCCCUCCAGCAACGGCCCCACCCUCAUCUGUCCUGUCGGCCUGGACAUCCUGGCCUCUGCUGGCCUGGGGCUGAGCAGCCUGGGCUUCCUAGGUGCAUCAGUGCCCCAUUCUCUCAGUAGCUCCCCGGCUCCAAACUCUGUUCUCAACAGUCUGAACUCUUCCAUGAGCCCUAUGCAGAACCCCAGCCCCAGCACCCCGUCUCCCUCCUCCUCACUGUGGCCCAGCUCUCUCACCAGCACCCAAGGCUUCUCGUCUCAGUUGAUGAUGCACCCUGUAGCCCAGGCCACUCUGAGCAGUAUCCUGCUCUCUGGGGUCCAGGGGUACACCCAGAACACCCCCUCCCCUCCCCCCGGGCUUUCCCCAAUCGACAAGCAGACCAACGGGGUCCCUGACUGCUCCAUAGGCUCCUGUACCAUCAAUGGACAUGUCAAGCAUCCUGGCUCAGUCUAUGGCAGGAUGUCCAGUGCGUCACUGGCAGACACGGUUCUGAACCCCAACCAGUGUGACUCGGUCCAGGAGGCCAGCGGACACAACCCGUCAGAACCCCGCUCCAGCAAGUCCAACCAAGACCAAGGCUCUGACACCUUUGUGGAAGUGGGCAUGCCCAGAAGCCCAUCUCACUCAGCAAAUGGAAACGAGCUGAAACAGAUGCUGGCUUCCUGUAAGACGUCAGGGAAACGGCAGGCGGUGGAGCUCCUCCAGGGGACCAAGAACUCCCAUCUCCAGUAUGUCUGUCCAGAGCUACACUCAGACUGCUUACUGUCAGACCCAGAGUCGAGUGCUUCAGACAGCCCAGUGACAGAUAAGAGGGCACCGGGCAGUGAGCGGGCAGCAGAGAGGGCAGCACAGCAGAACGAGAGGGACAGGAUCCGCUUGGUACCACAUUCUUCCUUUGCCAACAUGCAGGGCCAACUAGAGGCGCUUGAAUAUGAACAGAAAAAGCUGUUAGCAACCAAGGCCAUGUUGAAGAAGCCUGUUGUGACUGAGGUGCGGACCCCCACUAACACGUGGAGUGGCCUGGGUUUCUCCAAGUCUAUGCCAGCAGAGACCAUCAAGGAGCUGCGCAGGGCCAACCACGUGCCCUACAAACCCACCAUGAGUACCACCUACGAGGGCUCCCCCCUGUCUCUUUCGCGCUCCGGCAGCAGAGAGGGGGUGGGCAACGGCAGUGACUCUGACAACUGGAGAGACAGGAAUGGGGGUGGGAACGGUCUUCCCAGCCACGCCGAAUUCCCAGUGUCUGUUUGCAGUCCUAAGAGGAAGCAGAACAAAUCCGCUGCAGAGCACUAUCUGAGCAGCAGUAACUACAUGGACUGUAUCUCCUCGAUCACCGGGAGCAACGGGUGCAGUCUCCAGUCCUCUCUGAAAGGGUCGGACCUCCCGGAGCUGUUCAGCAAGCUGGGCCUGGGGAAAUACACAGACGUGUUCCAACAGCAGGAGAUCGAUCUCCAGACCUUCCUCACUCUUACAGACCAGGACCUGAAAGAGCUGGGCAUCACCACAUUUGGAGCACGCAGAAAAAUGCUCCUUGCCAUCUCUGGUGUGAAUGACUACGAACUAAACAAGAACCGAAGGAAGCUGUUUGAGGCUCCUAUCAGAUCCUCCUUCCUGGAAGGGGGAGCCAGCGGUCGUCUGUCUCGUCAGUUCCACGCUGACAUGGCUAGUGUCAGUGGUCGGUGGUAGAGCUCCACUCCGCCAGGACUUAACACGACAGAGAACCAGCCUUCAGUGCCUCUCUUUGGGCUUCUGUAGGCCAGUCUCCAGCCUAUCUGGUUCUCAGUUGUCCACCCUCCAGCUUAUGCUGAACAAUAACUAUUCAACUCUUUUCUUUCUUUUUUUUUAAGGCCAUAACAAGAAGCCAUAGUUUAACCAGAAGUGCCAAAAAAUAAAGAGCCAUCUGUGGUAUAGAAAGUCCAGUGUUCACUCCACAUAGUGGUUAGAUGUUUCUGUGGAGUAUCUAUGCAUGAAAGGUAUUUUACUAAUUAUGAAGGACAGGUACUGCCCAGUAGUUGUCCAUUUUGGUAAAGGGAACAGGCCAAAUGAUUAGUACAAAAUAAUUACAUUGAUACUGCAUUCGUAGUAUGCUGUUUUAUCAAUGACAUGCACUUUAACAAUUUUGCCUGUGAAAGCCCGAUUCCUCAUAUUGGAAUACCUAUGCAUUUUGUAUUAACUCAAAGCACAAAUGUAUUUGUACCAAGCCAAAUGUAAGCACUUAGUGAGAUGGGGAAAUGAAGUCAAUAAAGUGACAUCAACAACUAAACGCAGAACCUAGUGGAUUGACCUUGGACCCCUCAGUGUUUUGAUUGUUUGACAUUCCACGAAGGUCAGUGUUGUAUCCACCAGCAGCUGCUGUAGUUGGGCUGCAGUCUGUAUGUCAUAUGUAUUUAGAAAAGUAUUAUUUUGUAUUCACAUUAUUAUUUUUUAUCUUUCUGAGGUAAUACUCAGUUUCAUGUAUUUUAUUUUGUUUUCAUUACUUUAUACAUUCACAAAUGAGUUCCUGUGGUUUCUAAUUAGUUCAUUAUUAGUCUCUUUGAUAAUUACCUUUACCCCAUAAUCUUUGGUGCCGUCAGGCUGUGUCAUGAGACUGCAGCAGAGAAAGAGAGCAGUCUGUCAAAACAGCAGGCCCCUCUCUCUGAUUCUGUUUGUUGGCCUCCUGUGGUUUUCUUAGUCAUUGUCAUUAUGUCUCCUGUAGUCAUGUCAAUGGUCUUUGUCAGUUAGUCUUUCUGUGGUCUAUAUUCUGUGUUGAAUCCUACUAUGUGUACCUCUAUCUAUUCAGGAGACAUGUCAUUAUUCCCAGACUGUGUGCUUUUAUCUUUCCUUACACUAUCCGCUUUUAGAGCUCUGGACAGAGAAGCAACCUACUACAGUGUCGAAUGCCUCCACACUACUACAGUGUCGAAUGCCUCCACACUACUACAGUGUCGAAUGCCUCCACACUACUACAGUGUCGAAUGCCUCCACACUACUACAGUGUCGAAUGCCUCCACACUACUACAGUGUCGAAUGCCUCCACACUACUACAGUGUCGAAUGCCUCCACACUACUACAGUGUCGAAUGUCUCCACACUACUACAGUGUCGAAUGCCUCCACACUACUACAGUGUCGAAUGUCUCCACACUACUACAGUGUCGAAUGUCUCCACACUACUACAGUGUCGAAUGCCUCCACACUACUACAGUGUCGAAUGCCUCCACACUACCACAGUGUCGAAUGCCUCCACACUACCACAGUGUCGAAUGCCUCCACACUACCACAGUGUCGAAUGCCUCCACACUACUACAGUGUCGAAUGCCUCCACACUACCACAGUGUCGAAUGCCUCCACACUACCAGUGUCGAAUGCCUCCACACUACCACAGUGUCGAACGCCUCCACACUACCACAGUGUCGAACGCCUCCACACUACCACAGUGUCGAACGCCUCCACACUACCACAGUGUCGAACGCCUCCACACUACCACAGUGUCGAACGCCUCCACACUACCACAGUGUCGAACGCCUCCACACUACCACAGUGUCGAACGCCUCCACACUACCACAGUGUCGAACGCCUCCACACUACCACAGUGUCGAACGCCUCCACACUACCACAGUGUCGAAUGCCUCCACACUACUACAGUGUCGAAUGCCUCCUUUACUUCUCUCUCUAAGCUGCUCAGCAGGGAAUUGUUUCUAUUAGAAUAUAGCUAUUUGGACUGACACUACCUCUCACCUAGGAGGGAACUCACACCAUAGGUGUAAACUCAAAUUCAUUUCAUAUGACAGCCCCUAGCCUAGACACAUUUCUACAUUUACCAAGAUUGUGUCCUCAACAUGUAUUCUAGCUUAAAUUAAGAAUAGUGGAAAUAUACAGUUUUCAGGCUCAGUUGUGCAAUCAGAUAUCUGGGAUUCUUGUAAAGAUCUAUUUGAUGAAGUGACAGGAUUAGGUGCUGCUUAUCAUCAAAGGACGAAGUCACUCUGAUCUCUGUAUUAUGUUCAUGUAGAACAGUAUUCUCAUACCCUUUUGUUAACGCUGUCUGACUCUGGAAGGUUUUUGCUGUAACUGUUUUAGAUUGAACGCCCAUAUUAAGCCUGGAAGUUGAUAGUCUUUGUGCAUUAUAUCAUAUAUAAGACUGUUAGUUUGAAGUACUCUUCAUUUGCAGAAUGUUUGUUGGUCGAUGGUACGGUAUUUGACGGACAAUGCAGUGAACUCUAUGCAGAGCCCAAAGUGAAACACGAAGUCUUGGAAGCUAAAUGACAGUAGGUACAGAAUGCUGAAGCAGAUGUAGAGAGAACAUUUCAAAGCAACUUACAUGCCAAAGCUUCGUUUCCACACAACAGCAACAUCACUGGCAGCAGACGUCUUAGCAUCAAACCUGCUUUUUCUCGUGAAGAUCUGUUGUAUCCUGUGUUUACGCCAUACCACUUCUUCUAACUGAUUUGUGCCCAUGUCACUAUCGUAUCAAUAAGAUAUCCUGACUUGGUUGUCAUUUCUGACCAGUAGUGUGUUAUUUUCUUUGAAAUCUUAAAACGACAGGAUAUUAAAAGGGAUUUGUUCCACCAAAAAUGUGGGUUGUGUUCAACCCUUUAUCAUGGUACUAUAUUGAAGCUGUUCAGCAUUGAUUAUGUCAGUGCAGUUAUGUUGAGCCAUGGUAGCUACCCUGCAAACCAGACAAUGUUUUUUUUUUCUUUUCGCUUCUGUAAAGUUAAGCCUGCGGUCAUUUGUGUGCUUGGAGGGUAAUAGAGAUGUCUGUCAAGUGAAUGUUGUUAGUGAGAAUUAUUGCUUUUUUAUCUGGUUUAAUGAGUCAUUUGCAAUCAAAGUUUACCACCAGCCUCCUGUCCCUACACUUAUUAUGUCUUAAAUGUUUGUGUUUAGUUCCUGUUAUUCCCAAAGGGAUACAUUUGAAGGGUCUACUUUAUACCGAGUUGGAUGAAAUGGUACAACAUUUAUAAUGAAUGUAAACCACUAAGGAAUUUAUGUAUGUUUUGCAUCUCUUUUGUAUCCUGUGCAGCCAUGCUUGUUAGCAAUUUAUCUCCAGUUUUGUGUGAGAGAAAGGUACUGUUCCAAAAAAGGUUCUACAGAAGAAUUGAGGAACUUUGCCUAAAGCUCUUGUUGAUACGAUUGUUGAGAAGGACAUUGUUUUAGCUAUGUUGUUAUAUCUGUAAAUAUAGUACAGAUGUGUUUUGGAGGAGUUAUCAAAUAAGCAAAAAAGUUUGUUCAAAACAUUGAAGUAUUAUUACAAAGGUAAUAAAUGUAUGCAGUAA